Pseudocercospora fijiensis CIRAD86 is the source of this 774-nucleotide messenger RNA. RefSeq lists its product as uncharacterized. The record is from RefSeq and is a predicted model, not a curated record. The transcript is spliced from 10 exons. Lineage: Eukaryota; Fungi; Ascomycota; Dothideomycetes; Mycosphaerellales; Mycosphaerellaceae. Bases 1 to 774 code for a protein of 257 amino acids.
AUGAUUAGAAUCCAACGGCAAGGCCGUCAAACGUUCGCCAUACUGCCCAUCGACGAGGUCGCCAUAAUCAUGUCCAAGGAAGACGAUAUCGAUCUGGAACUACUGGCGACUACCGCUGAUGGAGAAUCGUUGAAUGAAUAUGCCACUGAUGUCGAGUUAGAGUGCUGGUUGUCCCGGUUGCGGUUGAUGAGCUUGUUCUUGACCCGCUCGAUGAGGACAGCUGAAGCGGACAUAAUGCUGCUGAAGUCGACAGCCGACAAGGCAUCGAUAGGCCAGCUGUUGUCGAACGAGGCCCCCUUGUACGUUGCAAUUCUGCGUUCCAUCUCUCUGCCGGAACUCUAUCUAAGGCAAGGUAUCCAUCGGCAGGUCGCACUCAGGCAGGGUAGCCGAGUCAGAAUCCAGUGCCUGUCUGCCGUUCCUCCUGCCUGCCGCAUUCAGGCCAUUGGAUCCUUCUUCCCCUUCCCAACCAGAGGCCUAGCAGGAACUAAGCGUAUCUUAAGACUAAACCCCGGUAAAUUCUUUUCCACGACCACGAAGAGGGACCUUUCAUUGGACACUGUCACACGCAUAAUGGAGACAAUCUGGGUUGCUCAAACAUAUGCGACUGACGGAGUAUUGCUGUAUUCAAUAAGUCGCGCUAUGCGGAUUCAGGCGUUCCAUCUGAUUCUCCUCGAGGUAGAACAGAUGCUGAACGAUAGCAACCUUCGAUUCGUCGCAUACCGAGAUCGUAUGCGCGACGUAUUGAAUAUCACAACUCACACACUUUCCUCCUGA